Messenger RNA from Dinoponera quadriceps, 8157 nucleotides. RefSeq names its product fatty acid synthase (gene FASN3). NCBI's taxonomy places the organism in Eukaryota, Metazoa, Arthropoda, Insecta, Hymenoptera, Formicidae. Bases 155 to 7366 code for a protein of 2403 amino acids. Gene Ontology annotation, molecular function: fatty acid synthase activity; 3-oxoacyl-[acyl-carrier-protein] synthase activity; oxidoreductase activity. Gene Ontology annotation, biological process: fatty acid biosynthetic process. The transcript has 19 exons. The record is from RefSeq and is a predicted model, not a curated record.
UUCUUACAUUUCUAUGUAGUGUAAAUAAUUGAAAUCGACAAAGAAUUGUAAAUAAAAAUUGUUCAUUGAUUUGCGCGAGAUAUUAUUAAGAUAACAAGCUAAUAAGAGUAUUUUUUGGGGAUAUUAACGAAAUCGGAAGACUAAUUUAAGAAAAAUGUCUGCAAAUACAUCACCUAAGAGAAAUUACAAACCGCCCAAACCUGGCGAUGAAAUCGUAAUUUCCGGGAUCGCCGGAAGAUUUCCUGAAUCUAGAAAUGUGGAAAUCCUGAAAAAAAAUCUACUCAGUAAAGUAGAUAUGGUCACAGGUGAUGAUCGUCGGUGGAAAUUAGAGCAUCCGGAUAUUCCUCAGCGAACGGGAAAGAUCUUAGAUGUGGGGAAAUUCGACGCGCUGUUUUUCGGUGUUCAUUUCAAGCAGGCUCACACGAUGGACCCGAUGUGUAGAAUGCUACUGGAGCAUGCUUACGAGGCUGUUAUUGACGCGGGAAUCAAUCCGAAACAGUUGCGCGGAACGCGAACGGGAGUCUUUAUGGGCGCGUGCUUCUCUGAGUCCGAAAAGACUUGGUUCUACGAGAAGUUACAGGUGAACGGUUUCGGAAUCACCGGAUGCAGCAGAGCCAUGAUGGCGAAUAGGGUAUCUUAUUGGCUGGGAGUAACUGGACCAUCAUAUACUUUGGAUUCCGCCUGCAGCUCGUCUUUGUACGCUAUGGAACACGCUUUUCGAUGUAUUCAAGAUGGACAAUGUGACGCCGCUAUCGUGGGUGGAGCGAAUCUAUGCCUUCACCCAUAUGUAUCUUUGCAAUUCUCUCGUUUAGGCGUUUUGUCACCAGACGGCCGCAGUAAAGUUUUCGAUGCUGAUGCGGACGGCUAUGCUCGCAGCGAAACGAUUUCCGUCGCGUUUUUGCAGAAGGCAAAGGAUGCGAAGCGUAUCUACGCUAGGAUUGUCUAUGGCAAGACAAAUUGCGACGGUUUCAAGGAGCAGAGUAUCACGUUCCCGUCAAGCAGAAUGCAGGGUGAACUGCUGCGAGAAUGCUACCAAGACUGCGGUGUGCCACCGCAUAUACUGUCUUACUUGGAAUGCCACGGCACUGGCACCAAAGUUGGCGAUCCCGAGGAGAUCAAUGCGAUCGACUCGGUUUGCAUCAAGGGUCGAACCACUCCUCUUCUGGUUGGUUCGGUUAAAUCAAAUCUAGGCCAUUCCGAGCCUGCAAGUGGCAUGUGCCAAAUCGCGAAGGUGAUAACAGCGAUGGAAACUGGUAUCAUCCCACCGAACUUGCAUUUCAAGCGACCACGAGAAGGCGUGAAAGCUCUCGAAGAAGGUAGGCUCAAAGUUGUUACCGAGCCAAUACCUUGGGACGGUGGUUAUGUGGGCAUUAAUUCCUUCGGGUUUGGCGGCGCCAAUGCUCACAUUUUAUUGAAAUCUCACACGAAAGAGAAAAUUAAUAAUGGACUUCCGUUUGAUGAUUUGCCGAGACUCGUAGCCGUGUCCGGACGUACCGAGGAGGCUGUUACAAUAUUUUUGGAUGAUAUCGAGAAGCAUCCCGUGGACGUUGAGUAUAUUCGUCUAUUACAAGAUAUUCACACGGAAGAUAUCCAGGGCCACCUGUAUCGAGGAUACACGAUAGUUGGCUCGAAGACGGCAGAGAAACCCAUAAGAGAAUUGGACAAUUAUUUAGGAACGGCCAGACCGAUCUGGUUUGUCUUUUCUGGAAUGGGGUCGCAAUGGCCCGGCAUGGGUACAGAUUUGUUGAAAUUCCCCGUCUUCGCCAAGGCCGUGGAAAAAUGCGAUGCCGUAUUGCGACCGCGCGGCCUGGACAUUUACGAUAUUUUGACAAACAAAGACCAGUCCACUUUCGACAAUAUUUUAAAUUCAUUUGUGGGCAUCGCGGCAGUACAGAUUGGUUUGGUCGAUCUUCUCACAUCGGUAGGCAUCGUGCCGGACAACAUAAUCGGCCAUUCUGUCGGUGAACUCGGUUGCGCCUACGCAGACGGUUGCUUCACCGCGGAACAAAUGAUCCUAUCGGCGUACUCGAGAGGUUUGGCAUCGAUCGAAACAAAAGUAAUUUACGGCUCGAUGGCGGCAGUUGGUAUGGGUUAUGAGGAUAUCAGACAUAUGUGUCCACCGGACAUCGAAGUGGCGUGCCACAAUGCUUCAGACAGCAGCACCAUCAGUGGACCCGCCGAAUCCAUGAAGGAAUUUGUUGCCCAAUUACAGGCUAAGAAGAUCUUCGCGAAGGAAGUGCCGUGCAGCAACAUACCCUACCAUAGUCGCUACAUCGCGCCCGCCGGGCCAAAGCUUCUUGCUUAUCUGUCUGAGGUGAUUCCUCAACCGAAGCCGCGCAGUCGGAAGUGGAUGAGCACGUCCGUUCCUCGCAACAAGUGGUCCACCGCGUCUGCUAAAUUGUCGUCCGCCGAAUAUCAUACCAACAACCUCCUGAGCGCAGUGCUGUUCGAGGAAACGUCACGUUUGAUUCCGAAGGACGCGGUGACCAUCGAGAUCGCGCCUCACGGCCUUCUGCAGGCCAUUUUGAGGCGAUCCCUCGGCUCGCAAGUCACGAACAUCGCGCUUACGCAACGCGGCCACAGAGACAACUCCGAGGUAGUCUUGCAGGCGAUCGGGAAGCUUUAUAACACCGGGCUGCAGCCGGACAUAGCGAUCCUCUAUCCGCCUGUGGAGUUUCCAGUCAGCCGCGGCACCCCAAUGAUCUCUCCUUCCAUCAGGUGGCAGCAUUCCGACGACUGGUACGUAACGACGUUCAAGUCAACGAAAAAGAUCACUUCCGGAGAGAGAAUCGUCGAAGUAUCAUUAAAGAAUGAGGACGCAGAGUAUAUAAAAGGCCAUAUAAUUGAUAAAAAGGUGUUGUUGCCUGCUAUAGGAUAUCUCGCUUUUGUUUGGGAAACUCUCGGUAUGUUGCGUGGAGAAAUUUACUCCGAGAUAUCGAUUGUCUUCGAAAAUAUCACUUUCCUUCGUGUCACUCCCAUGCCGACGGACAACAUGAUUGAACUAACAGUGAUGAUUCAGAAAGGUAGUGGAAAAUUCGAGGUGUCGGAAGGCAGCUCUGCAAUUGUGAGCGGGCAGGUACGCGUCGUAUCGAAUCCAGCGCAGGAGAUGAUGUCAACCCAAUACCUACCACAGGAUGACGAUGAGGAAGAAGUGAUGAUUACCAAGGACAUUUACAAGGAGCUACAGUUACGCGGCUAUUAUUAUGAGAAUGCCUUCCGUGCCUUGAGAAGCGCGUCGAUUUCUGGGAAAAAUGGACACAUUAGUUGGAUCGGCAAUUGGGUGACGUUUGUGGACGCAAUGAUGCAAAUGAUGAUCAUAGGAAUGGACACGAGAAGUUUGUACGUGCCGACGACAAUACAGAAGCUUGUGAUUGAUAUUAAUUCUCACUACCAGGCGAUGCAAGAUAUGGCUUUGGAAGACAAACAAUUACCUGUACGUGUGUACAAGACUUUGAACCUCAUAAAAUCAAGUGGCGUCGAGAUUCAGGGUCUCAAAGCUACAGCUAUACCUCGCCGGCCACCGACCAGCGACCCGAUCAUCGAAGAGUACAAGUUUGUGGCUUACCGCGACGAGGCGCGAGUGUCUCUGCAAGAGGCUGUCAGAUUAUCGACUCACAUUGCACUCGAGUAUCAUCAAUCCAUUCACGCGAAAGUCAUCGAAAUAAUCGACGAGUCCGACAAUGUAACGGUAGAAGAGUUGAUGUCGCCUGUUUUGGCCGCGAUUCUAAGUGAUUUUCCUUUGAUUCAAAUGAACGUGCUUCUGGCGACGCCGGCCAAUCGAUUUAACACAUUACCGUCGAACAUAAAUGUCAUCGAUACGAAGAAAAUGGCCAAGGAAGAGAACGUUAUGCUUGUCGUUGGUAUUGGACUUCUGACGCGAAAUAAGAACGAUCAACUGCAAGAGAUUUUGCCGAAACUAAAGUACGGUGGUUUUGUGCUGACACGCGAGAGAUCAUUCAAAUCUGAGGAUCUCACUGCGUUGUCGAAGCUCGGCUUAGACGUGAUUCUACGGAAGAAUACUGACAAAGAGAGCGUCAUAUUACUGAAAAAGAGAGAACGACGAGCCAGGAAAACCGAAAUCGUCUACAUUAAUAACAAUGAGUUCGCCUGGCUCGACAAACUAAAUUCGAUCAUAAGUGUCGAGAACGAGACCAUGAGCGGUGACACUAGGGUGAUACUCGUCGGGGAAGGAGACGAAAGCGGUUUGUUGGGCUUUGUGAAUUGCUUCAGGAAGGAGCAAGGUGGAAAUAUCAUCAGAGCCGUGUUAAUUCAAGAUAAAAAUGCGCCCCAAUUCAAUCUGCAGGAUCCUCUGUACGCGGAACAGCUUCAGCUCCAAUUACCUGUUAACGUGUUGAGACCGGGCAAAGUCUGGGGAUCCUACAGGCAUUUACCGUUACCGUCGAGUCUGGAGCCAAAACUCGUCCACCACGCGUUUGUCGAUCAAAUAGUACGAGGCGAUUUGAACACAUUACGUUGGAUCGAAGGUCCCGUACGUUCCGAUACCACACGGAAGGAUUUGGUCUAUGUAGCGUAUUCAUCUAUCAACUUCAGAGACGUUAUGCUGGCCAUGGGAAAACUCACCCUGAACACGUACAUGAUGAUGACUAAUCGAUUUGACGAGUGCUUGAUUGGUAUAGAUUAUGCCGGUAUUGAUACCGACGGCCGUCGCGUAAUGGGAAUGCGUAAAAACAGAACCCUAUCGAACAUCGUCGAAUCCGAUAAGAACCUGUGCUGGCGCGUACCUAACAAUUGGUCAUUGGAAGACGCGGCUACGAUACCCUGCGUCUAUACCACGUGCUAUUAUGCGUUGUAUCUAUGCGGUAAUAUGCAGAAAGGUGACAAAGUGCUUAUACACUCUGGUACCGGUGGUGUCGGCCAGGCGGCAAUCCAUCUUGCGCUCCACGAAGGUUGUGAGAUUUUCACCACUGUGGGAACGCCCGAGAAGCGGGAGUUCAUUCACAAGUUUUUCCCGUCAAUACCAGACGAUCACAUUGGCAAUUCGCGCGAUACCAGUUUCGAACAGAUGGUAAUGCAGCGUACAAACGGUGCUGGCGUGGACAUUGUCCUGAAUUCGUUAGCCGAAGAGAAAUUGCAGGCGUCAGUUCGCUGUCUGGCGCACGGCGGCCGCUUUUUGGAGAUCGGCAAGUUUGAUCUUGUAGCGAACAAUGCUCUGGGAAUGAUGGUCUUCCUGAAGGAAGUCAGUUUCCACGGGGUCACGCUGGAAAGUAUGUUGGAUGCUAGCAAAGAGGAGAAGAUGAAGCUGAAUAAAUUGUUGUCCGAAGGUCUCGCGAACGGGGCUGUCAAGCCGUUGAAUAGGAAAGUUUUUGACAGGAAUAACGUAGAGGCAGCUUUCAGAUACAUGGCAGCCGGGAAACAUAUAGGCAAGGUGAUCUUGAAGAUUUGCGAUGAGGAGAAAAUCGGGAAAAUGCCUAUUCUUGCCAGCCCGCGAUAUUACUGCGACAGUAAGAAGAGCUAUGUCAUUCUAGGCGGAUUAGGUGGCUUCGGUUUGGAAUUGGCCGACUGGCUGGUCCUUCGGGGCGCGAAAAAUCUGAUAUUAAUAUCGAGAACAGGCGUGAGAAACGGCUAUCAGCGCAUGAGGGUCGACCUGUGGAAGUCUUACGGUGUGAACGUGCUCAUUAUAACAGGAGCCAAUGCUGCAAAUCGCAAGGAUUGCGAAUUUAUAUUGAGGUCCGCGGCGAAGCAGGGCCCGGUGGAUGCUAUCUUCAAUCUCGCGGUAGUGCUGAAGGAUGCCCUUUGCGAGAGUCAAACGGUGCAGUCGUUCGAAGAAUCCUUCAAGCCGAAAGCCUGUUCUACGAAGAUGCUGGACGAAUUGUCCAGGAAGUUGUGCCCGCAACUGCAGCAUUUCGUGGUAUUCUCUUCGGUCUCCUGCGGCAGAGGAAAUGUCGGACAGACGAAUUACGGUAUGGCUAACUCCGUGAUGGAGAGGAUUUGUGAGAAACGAGUAGCGGACGGCCUCCCAGGAUUAGCCAUUCAGUGGGGUGCGGUCGGUGAUGUCGGUCUCCUUGCCGAACAGCAAGAAGGCAGCAAGGAACUUGUCAUUUCGGGUACUCUUCAGCAAAGCAUAUCUUCUUGCCUGGAGAAGUUGGAGGUCUUCCUAUUGCGGGAUCAUGCAGUAGUGGCGAGCGUGGUGAUAGCCGAAAAACGUCUGGCGUAUACCGCUUUCAAUAUCGUAGAAACUGUUAUGAAUAUAAUGGGCGUAAAAGAUCUGAAGACCGUGGCUCAACACGUACUAUUGGCCGAGCUUGGGAUGGACUCGAUGAUGGCUGUUGAAAUCAAGCAGACGCUAGAAUAUAAAUUCGAUAAAUUCUUCACUCCACAGGACAUUCGUAAUCUGACCUUUUCCAAACUGACCGAGAUGGACAAGGACAUAGCGCAGGAGAAAUCACAUAUUAAAGAUGAUGGAAAGGCCGAAUUACCCGGCAUGCAAUUGCUGAUUCAAAUAAUGGGCGAUAAGGAUAUAACCAGUGAUGUCUGCCUGGAACUAGAGACCAAGAGAGAUUACCGUAAGGUUGACGUAUUUCUUAUAGCGGGAAUAGAAGGCUGUGGACACGUUUUCAUUCCGCUAGCGUCGAAAAUCAGACCCACGGCAACGUGUCUGCAAUAUGGAGUACUUAAUAUCGGGUAUAGUCUUACAUCUGUACCAGAUUACGCUGAUUAUUUGUUACCGUAUAUUUUACCAAAAGUGGAAAACCAAAGAUUCUUCGUUUUGGUGGGAUAUUCGUACGGUUCGAUAAUUGCUAUUGAAUUGGCAAGACGAUUGGAGAGUCGCGGCUUAUCCGGCCGGUUAGUGCUGGUCGACGGUGCCCCUAAUUUAAUGAAAACGAUGAUAAAUCAAUUUUUAUCUUAUUCUACGGAGAGUGAAUUUGAGAAUAAUAUUUUGCUUAGCAUCUCGGAUACUUUGCUACCAACCUUGAGUGGAAAGUUGCUUUUAGAUUUAAACAAAUAUGAGAACUGGGAACAAAAAGUAGAAAGCUUCUUAUCGUAUUUCUCUAAUGUUGAUAUACCUCUUUCCAUGGAAAAUCUAAAAGCAUUGUGUACAAGCAUUUAUAUACACCUUAUCGCCCUGCGGAAAUACGAUGUAUCAUCCUUACCGCCUAUACGAACACCCAUCUUACUUUUAAAGCCUACGUUACAAUCUAUUGAAAUGUCUGAAGAAGAUUAUGGCCUGCGCAAGAUUACGCGAGACAAGGUGGAAAUACAUUAUACCGAGGGUAAUCAUGUCACUAUGCUGAAUAGCGACAAAGUUGUAGCCGCAAUCAAUGGAGAUUCAAUGCUAGAUUCUAAAACGUUUAAGAAGCUGCUUAUGGAAGAUAAACCACUUGAAGAAGAACGUAUAAGGAAUUGAAUUGAAUAAUUUGAAAAAUGUAAUAGACGUUUAUAUUACGAAGAUACAUGUAAAAAGGGUGUUCGAAAAUUCGAAUACAAUAAGACUAUAAUUGUGGUUAAGGCUCUGGAAUAGUCGAGAUGACUAUCCCUGUUUGACACUUUGCGGUCCGCGGUCCACCCGAAGACGCUUGACUAAUGUGGUUGAUCUUAUCGAAGGCAUAAUAUGAAAUUAGCCGCGCUUAUUUGGUUCUUUUUUGUUUCUUAUACAAAUGUUGAUAUCUAAAAUUAUCAUAUCAUAUGUUUAUCAUAUGUUUCGAUUUAUCGAUAAAACCGAUGUGCUGUUAGAUCGCGACGGCAUCAUGCCGUCAAUGGGCCGCAAAGUGUUAAAGUUCUAGAGUAGUUGCUAUGACUGUCCUUAUUUAAUGACGUCAGAAGUGAGAAAAUGCAUGCCAAGAUGUUUUGCGUUAUAUAUAUAUAUAUAAAUCUUACACGCAUUAAAUAUAUAUAUAUAUAUAUAUUUAAUGCGUGUAAGAUUUAUGAUUGUAUUUUUCCCUUUUGAUUCGAUUAACUUGAAAUGGUUUUCUUUUUUUGGAGCAUAAUAAACAGUUUAUAAAUAAAAUAAAUAGCACAAUAGGUAUAAAAUCAUUUAUACCGUGUUUUCUUUCGACUCCGUGCAUUUAUCAAAAAUAAAAAUAUUACGAAUGUAUUCACAAUUACGAGCCAGGUAAAAAUACCAUGCAACGUACGCUGGGCGAAUCUUUCCUAGGUUUUUUGUUGUAGAAAAGAUCUGUAUAAACUGGUUUUAUCAUA